Molecule: messenger RNA, 2877 nt
Organism: Aspergillus clavatus NRRL 1
Lineage: Eukaryota; Fungi; Ascomycota; Eurotiomycetes; Eurotiales; Aspergillaceae
Product: putative C6 transcription factor (War1)
Exons: 4
Coding region: 1-2877 (958 amino acids)
Biological process (GO): DNA-templated transcription; regulation of DNA-templated transcription
Cellular component (GO): nucleus
Molecular function (GO): DNA-binding transcription factor activity, RNA polymerase II-specific; zinc ion binding; transcription cis-regulatory region binding
Source: RefSeq, a predicted model, not a curated record
AUGCCAUGUGUUUCGACGCAGCCCGACUCCGUUGCUGCCCCGCAAGCAACAAUGGAGAUCGAUCCGCGCCUUCACGCCGGCCGCGACAGGGACGCUCACACUCAGAGUCCCGGCCACGCAGCCGUCGGUGGUAGCACAAAUCCCGGCACCGGCACCGGCACCAGCACAAGCUCGAACACGAACACGAACACGCACCCACGCACACAGAAUGCCCUCCCCUACACCCCCGUCGCCGGACAGCUAAACACCACCACAGGCCCACCAUCCCAACCCCCCACCGGCGAAUAUCCCGACCCCCCACCGUCCUCACACUUCUCCCCUAGCGAGCAACUCCACUCCGCCUCCUCCGCCCCCAGCAGCGGCCGCUACUACCCCUCGCCCGCGGCGUACGCCAGCGACGCGCCGCGCGGCGGCGAGGCGGCGUCAAACCCCCACGACCCCAACGAUCCCUUCGCGGACCAGAAGCGGCCGCGCGCCUGUGAAGCCUGCAGACAGCUCAAGGUGCGCUGCGAGCCAGACGCGCGAAACCCCGCAGGGACGUGCAAGCGGUGCGCGAAGGCCGGCCGCCAGUGUGUCGUGACGGCACCGACACGCAAGCGCCAGAAGAAGACGGAUAGUCGCGUCGCGGAGCUGGAGAGGAAGAUCGAUGCCUUGACCGCGAGUCUACAGGCGUCGCAGGGCCACGAACUGUUGUUGCAGGGGGCGCCGCCGCCGCCGCCGCAACAGCAGCAGCGAGAUGUGCAUGAGCAGCCUGGGAGACGGUGGCUGGGUGGGGCGCAGAAUGGGUCGGGUGGGAUGCCGCCCUCGGGGCCCGCUGGUAAUUUGGCGGGGAAUAAACGGUGCUCGAGUGGUGAGGUGAAGGAGUCAAGAGAAGGUGGCUCCAUGGGGUCUGGGUAUCCGCGGGCGUCGAGUCCGGCGCGGGAGCCGGCGCGGGAGAAUGGGCCCUCGAAACACUGGCGUGGCCCGUGGUCGAGUCUGCAGCCCGGGUCCAGAUCCGAGGCGAGCUCUGCAGAGGUGGUCGAUGUGAUUGACCGGGGCCUCGUCAGUCUGGCUGUCGCCUCCGAGGCCUUCGAUCGAUACAUCAAUGACAGGGCGCCCCAUAUGCCGUUUGUGGUGUUCCCGCCCGGCACGACGAUGGGCGACGUGCGGAAGUCGAAACCGACGUUGCUCCAUGCUAUUAUUGCCUCUUCCGUCGGGCCUGUCCAGCCCGAUGCCCAUCUCAUGCUGCUCGACGAUCUGUACAGAGUGCUUGCGGAGCGAGUCAUUGUCAAGGGUGAAAAGUCCCUCGAGCUCGUGCAGGCCUUGGUCGUCGCGUGCCACUGGUACACGCCCCCGGACCAUUUCGAGGAGCUGAAGUUCUAUCAUUUGACUCACAUGGCCGUCACGCUGGCCAUGGAUCUGGGCAUGAACCGGAAGAUGCUGACUCGAAACAAACCGUUCCCGAUAUACAAAGAACUUGUCCGUAAGAGCUCGUUUAUGCUGGACCCCGACUCUCCCGAGACGCGCCGGACGUGGCUCGGGUGUUAUUUUAUGGCUGUGCAAGUGGCUUUAUCCUUGAGACGCGUGCUCCUGGUGCGAUGGCAGCCGUACAUGGACGAGUGCCUAGAGAUCCUGGAGAAGUCGCCUGCUGCCCUGCCGUCGGAUAAAGCGGUGAUUCAAUGGGCGAAACUGGCCCACUUGACCGAGGACAUCAACUUUCAAUUUUCGACCGAAGAAGCCGUCCCGAGCAUGCCCUUCGAUGAUCCCAAGGUGCAAUACACGCUGAAGGUAUUCGAAAAGCAGCUGGAACAAUGGAAGAGGGAGGUGUUGCCGGAGAUUUACAGCUCGAUCAUGCAGCAAGCCGAGCAUAUUGUCAACAUCUACAUGUACGAGAACGCCAUGCUUAUCGACAGCGUCGAUGACCAAAGGAAGGCCGGCGAGGAAUACCCAGGGACCAUCAGCGCGGCGCAUAUGAGUGCUCUCAGCCAGUGCCUGAGUUCCAUCCAGCAGGCGCUGGACGCGAUCUGCUCCAACGACAUCAAAGACUUGAUCUCGUGGCCCACUGUCUGCCUGGCGCGGGCCUCGUUUGCGGCAGUUUCGUUGAUCAAGCUCUAUUCCCUUGUCACGUUUCCCGGGAGCCAGAUCGGACAGGUCAUCGAUCCGGCCAGCUUGAAGGUCGAAUACUACCUCAACAAAGUCAUCGAGCACUACUCUGCUGCGGGAGAGCUGCCUGGCGGUCGAACGCCAGGCAGGUUCUCCAUGGUGCUUGCCAUGCUGCGGAGCUGGUUUGUCAAGCGCAAAGACCACAACCAAGUGUUGAGGGAGGCCUUCGGGGCCGGACCUGUGUCUUGUUCAUCGUUCAACCUCGGCGCGUCGGAGGCGGACAAAGCUCAAUUGGGCCAAACCCGCCUCCACCUCCUCAGCGAAGUUGCCAUGAAAGACCCCAACAACCGCCCCACCACAUCCAACCCCCCUCACCACCGACCCAGCUACGCCUCCCAUUCCUCCACCGACCCCAUCACCCACUCGCCGUCCCCCAACCUCCCUUCCACCUCCCAGCCCAUUUCCUCGAGCAGAGCCAACGACUCGGACCCCUGGAGCCCCUACUCAUCCUCCACACCAACCCAGCCGCAGAACGUAUCUGCCCCCGCUCCCGCUCCCGCUCCCGCCCCCAACCGCCAAUUCUACCCGCCCUUCACGAACUACCAAGACAUGCCCCCCUACUCCGACAGCGCGAGCUUGAUCAUGCCGCCCAUGAACCAGGGCUUCUUCAUCCCCGAGCUGGGGAUGCAGGUAGGGUUUGACACAGGGAACAUGUUUGCGCUGGAGCAGUUGCUGGGCGAGGGGCUGUUGAAUCUCCCCCUGCCGGCUGAGGCGGGCGGGACGGGGUAUUAUUGA